GCACUUCUACCAUCUUUAAGAAUGGACGUCUUCAUUUUCGAUGAUCCGGAAGAUGAGGACCUGGAGAAGGUCCGCCAGCGUGCCAUAGCUCGAGGGGCCGCCGUGCAGAAGGUAGCGGCAGAAAUCGAAGGAGAGUGCGAGGAACUCCGCAGGUCGCUGGUCAAGAUAGAACGGCGGUACGCCCUGCUGUGCGAGCGGCGGCAUGAGAAGGUCCGGCGGGAGUUUGAGCGACGUCGCCGCCGCCGAAAGUCCAUCCUGUGGCCCGGGUCGGACUCCCGGGAGUGGCUCCGGCUCAUGUGGACCAUCACUGCGCUGUGUGUGGGGUUCCACCUAGCGACAGCCGCAGUACAUGCAGCUUCCGUCUGGAUGCUGUGACGUCAGUUUAUUAACCUCCAAGUAGAUGUUGGGAGGGAAUAUCGUGGCGUUUUCUGACCAACCUCACAGACUAGGACGACAAAGUUUAUAUAUCAUUAAAACCUGUCAAGAAAGGAAUACUAGCUUUUGCAUGCCAGAGAGGAAGUGCACCCUUAUUUGCGAGGUUACAUUCUGAUACAAUGUCACUUUCAGUCAUCAAAAUGAGCCAACACAACUUGCAAUUCUGCAAGUGGACUACAGAGGUCGCUCGUGAGACGUUAGUCUCUUUUUCCUAAAGCCUAACUAUGCCUAUGUCAUGGAAGGUGUGCAUCUUAUGAGCGUUCAACAGUUCGAUGUUGCGUUUGCUUCUGCUCAACGCACAUAUGCAGAUGACAUUGAUAUUCUUCGAUAUAUAUGAGUAUAAAAAGGAGCAAUAGUUCGAAGGUCAGGAAAUGGUUUCAUUUUUUAGAGGGCUCUGAUCAAGAAGUAACAGAGCAGUUUCACGUUAUCUUUUUCUGAUCCUAUACAUUUACAGGGUAUGUAGAUCAUUUUGCAUGUAACACUAAUUCACCUUUAUCCACAGGGUAACCUAUAUUCGUUGCAUUUAAAAACAGGUUAUUUAGGGAUUUCAAGCCAACAGACAGUUUUUUUUUCAAAAUUGCAAUAUUUUCAAAAUAUUGGUCCGGACCGGUCAGAAAUACCCGUGUCUUAAUACUACCCUUGAAUGUUAUCAACCUAUUGCACAUUUGUAACAUGUAAAAAGUAUGCCCAACGAUCUCUGGAGUUUCCAAUACAAUAAUCUUUUCCGAAACACAAUUUGGAAAACAUUUAUUAAUGCUUACAAUCUUCACAAAGCCCACACAUAAUAGAAAUGGUUGGGAUCUUUUGUCUUCCACUGUCUCCGAAAAGGAAGUCAAACCCAACAUCUUUUAGACUAGAGUAGACACCUGCUAUAUUGUUCUGUUACACUGUUUGAACCUCUCAUGUUACCUGCAAUUAGCCCACGGGAAAGAAUUUUCAAUAAAUGUAUUGAUCUUUAAUCAAGACUGUUGCCUAUCUAGACAUACAUACAACACUACACACAGUAUAACAGGUAAUAGCCUUUAUUGCAUAUUCAUGCCCUAUCGGACUAAGCACAGGCAUAUAGAUUCAAAAGGUAGUAAUACAGUACACAUGAUUUCUAAGACUAAUCUAAAACAUGAAUUCUAAAAAAAAUAUUCUAAUACAUUUGUUCGGCUUCUUCUCGUUUCUUAGUAAUGUUAAAUAUGUAGCUUGAGAUGUGUUUUGUAUAAUGUCGUUUGAUCAAAACUCAUAUAACACCACAUUUUCUGAAAACACGUGUUCCGUAGACUUCACCGUGAAUGACACACACAUGAAUGCAAUUAUCAAUAUAUGCAAAUCAAGGUACAGAACUAACGCUAAGACACGUUUAUGAGAAGGCCAAGGCUUGAGGGGUUAUAAGAGGUCACUUGGUUCGUGUGUAGCAUAGCACGAUGUUCAUGAAUUAUUAAUUCAGAGUCGGCGAAAAUAGCGCCGAGAAAAUGAAACGACGGAGAAUACCGCGGCGACGCCAUUUCAAUCAGCUUUUGGACGAAAUUGUUUCUCCUGGGCAUGGAAGUAGGCGCGCGUGUGCUAUUAGUGGCCGCAGGGAUGAAAGCUAAGAAAAUUGUUAGCGUAGGUUGUGACGCGUUCGAGCAGACAGAGACGCAUGUUUCAAGUAGGUAUUUCACAGGGCUGUCCCUUUUGGUGACAAAUUAUUUGCGGCCACUUUGCGAGCGAAUUUUCCCUUGCUGACGUGCGACACUCGAGUAAAAUAUAUAAUCAUCUGGUGUAUUUUGCCAGCCAGUAGGUACCCAAAGUAUGAGUAAUGAGGCUGUUUAACGUGGUCGAGGCACCUCCUCGAGCACGGGA
Molecule: messenger RNA, 2265 nt
Organism: Branchiostoma floridae (Florida lancelet)
Lineage: Eukaryota; Metazoa; Chordata; Leptocardii; Amphioxiformes; Branchiostomatidae
Exons: 3
Coding region: 22-375 (117 amino acids)
Source: RefSeq, a predicted model, not a curated record